Messenger RNA from Pygocentrus nattereri (red-bellied piranha), 1329 nucleotides. Its product is annotated as doublecortin domain-containing protein 2. The record is from RefSeq and is a predicted model, not a curated record. NCBI's taxonomy places the organism in Eukaryota, Metazoa, Chordata, Actinopteri, Characiformes, Serrasalmidae. Gene Ontology annotation, biological process: neuron migration; cilium assembly; dendrite morphogenesis. The transcript has 9 exons. The annotation marks the transcript as partial. Gene Ontology annotation, cellular component: microtubule; microtubule organizing center; axoneme.
UCACCAUCACAAGAGAUCCAGCAGGUCUCCACCUAAAAGCUGUGUUAGCGGCAGCGCAGCUCCACUCAGGUCGGAGCAGCAGCGCUGUGCCCUCGAGCCCUGCAGCCCCCUUUCCUCCCUGCCCCCAGCACCGCGAUGCCCGGAGCUAGAACGAGUCUGCAGGCGCAGCCCGCCGUAAAGAGCAUUAUGGUUUACAGGAACGGGGAGACCGGGCGCGGGCCACGCCGCGUGGUCGUACACGAGAAGCGCGUGAGCAGCCUGGAGGCGCUGCUGCGCGAGCUGAGCGGAGGCACGCGGAGGCUGCACACACCGCACGGCCACAGAGUGGGGGCGCUGCAGGACAUUCAGCACCGCGGCGCUUACGUAGCGGUGGGACCAGAGAGCUUCAGAAAAAUAGACUAUUUGCAAAUAGGAAGUAGGAAUAAAACUCUGCAGAGCAAUGGAGUGGUGAAACCAGUGCCUCAAAACCGUAUCAACGUUUCAGCCAGAUUCCUCGAGCCAAUCAAAGAGCCAUGUACAAUAUUUGUUGUAGCGAAUGGAGACGUGUUGAAUCCAGCAGUGAGAUUUCUGCUUCCACACCGUAUUCUGGGUCAGUUUGAGCGGAUCCUGGAGAUAAUCACUGAGAAGAUGGGGCUGAGGAUUCUGGGAGGAGUGCGCAGUCUAUGUACAUUUGAUGGUAUCUCUGUAACGGAUGGAAAGGAUUUGGAAAGUGGCCAGUUUUACGUUGCGGUGGGCAGAGAUAAGUUUAAGAGGCUCCCCUACGCUGACCUACUAUUCACUAAACCCAUGGGCAUGAGGAGAGUUGUCAGAUCAAAAGCAGCAUCCCUACCCCCAAUAUAUGGAUUUAGAAGACAAAAUGGAGAUCUGGGAAACCACCUCAGUAAGUCAACAGCAGGUUGUGGUGACUCUGGGGAGUCGAAGACCAGUCCACCAGCCCAUAGCACCAAGCAGCCAAUUGCCUCUUUGGUGCGAGAAAUCUCCCAGGCCAGGCUUAUGACUCUUCGGAAAAAACGCAGCGGACUGAUGAUGUCCCUGAGUGGCCAGGAGAAUGAUGAUGCAGAGCUGAAAGCAGAAGGGGAGGAUGAGGAGAGUGGAGACAAAGAGUUGGGAGGAGAACCUUCAGCAGUUGAGGAGGAAAAGGCUGAGGCCGAAGAUGAGAGUCCAGAGUCAGAGGAGACUGCCCAACCUGCAGAAGAACCCACGGGAGAGGGUGAGGAAGAGACUGAAACGGAGGAGAAGAUGGAAGGGGACGGAGAGGGGGAAGAAAUAGCACAGAAUGAUGAAAAGACGGCAGAGGCUGAAGAGGCAGAACAAGUGGAGGGAGAGGAG